This is a messenger RNA of Periconia digitata, 1631 nucleotides long. The record is from the annotation of a GenBank genome assembly. Lineage: Eukaryota; Fungi; Ascomycota; Dothideomycetes; Pleosporales; Periconiaceae.
UUUGGCAGUAGUCCGAGGUCGCGGUGGAGAACGGGAUCAUACAUGAAUCUAUGCCGUCGUCGCCUAGAACGGGGAAGCUUCAACUUCUUGGGCGCUUACAAGCUCAAGUGCUUUUCGCAAUAUGCAACUCGGGCAAUUCUCAUCUACUGCUUCGUUUCCUCCAUCCAUGGCCUGCUGCAGCCCUGCGAGGGACCGUGGGAUGGAAAGCGGAAUACGCGCCUCGAUCCAACCACUCACCAUGCUCAUAUGCUACGCGACCAGCCAUAUGUAACCGCUCAGCAACCUGCCCCUAUCCGUCAAGCCACCACUUGGUCGUCAUCGAGAUUGCUGCAAACUGUUGGAUACAGAGUAAUAUACAAGCCUGAGUCGAGAGGCCUAGACAAUGACUACAAUACAAAUGCGACUACUCAUCACUAUCCACUACAACAAUCAUACACAGCCAAAGUUGAAAUAACAAAGCGACGCCAGCCAAUGCAAUCUUCCCUCCUUUGUACGCCAUCUUCUCUUUACUAUAUCGCACACUAUCUUGUACAUGCAGCGGGAAGGGGGGAAUCCAACACUCCUAUCAAAACACGAGGGCCGCCUUUCUUCUAAACAAUAAUUCACUUGCCUGGCCCUUUACCCUGAUCCAGAACCUUUCUUGGGCUCGUCAUCAUCCUUUUUUUCGCUCCGAUCUUUGCUGUGUUGUCCAGUGAUGUUGUGCCAUGCGUUUUUCAGGAAUCCCUCGUUUUUGUGGUCGUCUGCCUCCUUCUUCUCGGCAUCCGCGUUCUUUGUCUUGUCAGGUAGUAUCAUCCUCUUUGCAGUCUUGUCGUUCAUCUCAUCUGCUAGCAUCUCCAAGAUUGUGCGCUGGUUCUGGCUCAGAUACUUGGGCAUGUUGACCUUGAACUCCACCCGUAGGUCGCCCUUCACUGGGCGGCGGCUGCCCAGCUUCUUCAUGCCCAUGCCAGACAAGGUCACGCGAUCGCCCGAGUUGGAGCCGGUGGGGACCUUGACUCGAGUUUCCCCCUCGAGAGUUGGGAUCUUGAUCUCACCGCCCAACACCGCUGUAGUUAUAGGUAUGGUGGCUGUGUGGAGAAUGUCGGAACCUGUGCGUUUGAAGUUGGGGUUGGACGCUACACGAAUGACAUCCAUGAAAGAGACAUUGGUCUGUAUCUCAAUGUUCUCGCCCACCAUGAUCUGUUCUUCGAACGGGUUCCUGCUUCUGCCUCCCCCUCUUCUUCCACCGCCUCCUCCAAAUGCACUGAAAAGAUCUUCGAUGUUGAUAUCCUGUCCAAAGCCUCCCUGGAAACCGCCCUGCCCCCCACCAAAUCCGCCGAAACCCCCAAAGCCGCCGCCGAAUGGAUUGCCUCCGCCUUGACCAGCGCCCGCACCAGGAUUGAAGCCGCCAUUGGAAUCGAAUGCAGCAGAUCCAUACGAGUCGUAUGCUUUUCGCUUUUCUGCAUCGGAAAGUAAAUCGUAUGCGGUCUGGGCAGCGGCGAAUUGGUCCUUCGCGGAAGGAUCUUUGUUGGUGUCAGGGUGGUACUUCUUCGCAAGGCCAUAGUAGGCUUUCUUGAUAUCGGCGGCUGAUGCGGAUUUGUUAACCCCCAGCGUGGCAUAAGGGUCUUUGAUAGCGUGGGAGGGUGAUGUCGCAU